AAAGUGCGAGGUAGCGAGAAAUGGCGUCGCAAGUUGUUUUUUAUUCGUAAUCAAUGUGUUUCUAAUCAUUAUAGAUGAUUGUAAAAGCUAUACAUAUUGUUAAGAUAAUACUGAUCAGUUCCGUCGAUGUUUAAUUGAAGAACUGUGGUUAUUUUGACGUGAUUACAUCUUUGACCGUCGGACAAUGGCGUCGUCGAACGAAGCGAGAGUUACCAAUGUAAAAGUUAGUGAAAAUCGCGAUUUCGUGGACGAUUACUGUGGCUCCAAUAGCUUAGAAGAUGCCGGCGAAGGUGCUAAGCGUCGUCGUACAGCAUACGACUGCAAAACUGUGUCUCAACAGGGAUGCGGGACAAGUGUGUCAACUGAUCUAAAACAUACACCAUCAUCUGAAACCAAAGGUAAAAAGCGCAAGCUCAGCGAAUCAUCAAAAGAGCUAUGUGUGUGGGGCGAAAACGCUCGACCGUCGAAACAGAGCAAGAUAUGGCCAGUGUUCGACUCCGGAGGGUACGGCAACGGAGCUGUAAUGAAGCUCAAUGUCCUCAAGAAGACACCUCCCAUUAAGAACCCCUUACUCUUCCACACCACCUGCAACCAGGACAUUGAACUCUCAGAGAUCAACCGCGACCCCUUCAAAGCAGACUGGUUCGGCGGCCUCCACGCCUGGUGGAAGCAAACCCAGAUGUCCAACAAAAUGGCUGAUGAUGACGUCACAAAGAAGAUCUUUUCUUCAGUCUCCCGUCAACUGAGAAUCAUCAACACCCAUUUUCAAAGGUCCAUGUUUAAAUACAAGUAUCCAAGGGUCACAAGACAAAAUGUCCUUUUAGAGAACUCCUCGGGGAUUCGAAGACCAGCUACUCAUUUUAACUUGACAUUGAAAGCUAUCAGGUUCCAGUGCAAUCCUCGGAGAGAGUUGCCCUGCUAUGGCAAUCUGGAACUGCCCCUGAAGAUAAAACAAGAGAGUGUGAACUCCCAAGUGUUUCCUGCUAUAAGAAGUGUUAAGAGUGAGACAGUGAGUGACGUGAAGGUUAAAGUAGAGAAGGAAAGGGACAGGGAGAAGGAGAAGGAGCGAGAAAGGGAUAGGUCAUCCCACCGUCACUCCUCCUCAUCAUCGUCAUCGUCGUCCUCCUGUCACCACUGCCGCCGCCGCGCCCGUAUCAAGCGAUGCUCCAUCGGCGUCCAAUGCCGCAGGGACAGGGCCGCCGGGGCACCUCUACCCAAUGAUAGCUGGGGACCACUUGCUGAGACACCCACUGUCAAGGAACUGAAGUAUCACCGAUUGAUGCGAGUGGAGACGCAUCCCAACGGCGGAGCGAGCGUGGUGUACCUGCACCAGCGCGACGUGGACAUGCUCAGCGCGCCGCAACAGGAGGCACUCGCUAAGGAGUUCUUGAAGCUGGUAUUCUCAGAAGACAGUGCAGGGUGGGCGCACUUUGUAUGCGGCGUGGUACGCGGCGCGGCGGGCGCCUUCCCCUGUCUGCUGCAGUAUCUGGCGUCGGCGCACCCCACGCUCACUGUGAAGGCAGGGGUGUUGGCCCGGGCCUCUGAUAUCGAGACUACUACCGUCAGCCGAUAUUAUCAACAGGUGCAACAGUCGUACGCGGCGGGUACGUUCCGCUGCGGGCCCCUGCACCAGAUCUCCCUGGUGGGCACCGUGCACGAGGAGGUCGGCGGAUACUUCCCCGACAUGCUCGACAUGCUCUCCACAUGCCCCUUCCUUAAUAUGACAAUGCCGUGGGGUCCAAUGUCAGCAGUGGAGAUGGAGCCGCAGGAGUCCAAUGACGGACCCAUUCUGUGGAUCCGACCUGGGGAACAACUUGUACCCACUGCUGAACUUGGGAAGAGUCCCAUUAAGAAGAGGAGGACGGGUAUAAACGAGCUCCGCAACCUCCAGUACUUGCCGCGCUGGAGCGAGGCGCGGGAGUUCCUGUUCGAGGAUCGAACCCGCGCACACGCAGACCAUGUCGGGCACGGACUCGACAGGAUCACCACUGCUGCAGUUGGCGUACUAAAAGCGAUCCACUGCGGCGACGAGUCCGACCGCGGCCGUAUAACGAAGGACGUCGUGGCGUUCCACGCCGCAGACUUCAACAAACUGGUGCAGCUCCUACAGCUCGACCUCUACGAGCCUCCCAUCUCUCAGUGUGUCACCUGGUUGGAAGAAGCGAAGUUGAACCAGCUCCGUCGUGAAGGCGUGCGCUACUCUCGCCUGCCGCUGUGCUCGGACGACAUCUACUUCCUGCCGCGGAACAUCAUUCACCAGUUCCGGACCGUGUCUGCCGUCACCUCUGUCGCAUGGCAUUUACGCCUGAAGCAGUACUACCCUACAUCGGAGGCUUCCUCCCCGGCUGACGAGCGACCCGCAGACCCUGUACCUGUCACCAUCAACCAUACUACGACUACGGAGCCUAAAAAGUCAGCAAAACACAAAGCCGGAGUCAUCGAGAUGCGGGCACUGAGCGCGAAGUUCCACCAAAAACUAAAUCAGAAGUCGGCACUGAAAGUCGCACCUAACAGGAAGAGCGUCGAAACACAAGUCAAGAGCACAGACAAGAAAACAGACACAAAGUCUGACAAACAAGACACAAACAAAUCAGACAAAAUCGAAGCCAAAUCUGAAAAGUCAGAACCAAAAGUCGAAAAAACAGAAUCCAAAGUUGAUAAAUCAGAACCCAAGUCUGACAAAUUAGAUGGUAAGCCUGACAAAAACGAUUUGAAAGCUGAAAAGACUGAUUUAAAGACACCCGAGAAAAUUGAGCCCAAAGCUGAGAAAACUGAUAUCAAAGAAAAACCUGACAAAGUUGAUCAAAAGUCUGACAAGUUGGACAAAUCAGAUAAAAUUGAGCAGAGGAUAGAAAAAUCAGAAAUUAAGCAUGAAACCCCAGAUAAAGACAAAACUAGACCAGAGAAAACUGAAAUCAAAACUGAAAAACCGGACUCAAAAUCUGACAAAAUCGACACAAAGUCAGAUAGAACAGAUAAAUCUGACAAGAACCACAGGCACAAGGAUUCUGACAAACAUCGUUCUGACCGUUCGGAGAGGUCAGAUAAGACAGACAUAAGGCACGAGAGGUCUGAGAAGGAUAGAUCAGACCACCACCGCCGUCGCUCGUCAUCGUCCCGUCACAAAUCGUCUCAUCAUAAGUCAGACCGACCGAGGGAACAUAAGAAAGAGCACAGGAGUUCAGACGAGAGGAGAAAUGAGAAACACAGAGACCGGUCUGACAGUAGUAGAGAUAAGUCGGACAAGAUGCCCGACAGCGGGAAGUUACCAGUGGAUGUAGUUCAGCGACCACCAGAUUAGUGGACUAGAGUGAUACUGUGAAGUGAGUGUUUCGUGAAGGAUUUUGAUCAGUAAGUAUGUUGUUAUAAGUUUCAUCAUAAGAUCUUGAUCACUUGAAUUGGUUUCGGAGCGGAUCUCAUAUUUUAUACGUCUGAUUUGUGUGACUGAUCGAGUUGGGAAAUUAUUAACUAAUUUAUUGUACUAUCCGUUAGUAUAAUUGUUGUUUUAUUUACAUUUCGCUGUCUAUUCAACGCUAUUUUAUUUAGGAAUACUAUAAAACGGCUGGACGCUUUGUAUAAUGCCGUCUUUUUGACCGGCGGAGAGACUGUUUGUCUGCGGAUUUUGAAUUUGGACGUUUUCAAGUACAAACUCUUUAUUCCUGCCGUUUCAUAGUGUACCUAGCUAAUAUUUUUAAACUGCCUGUUACAUGAAACAUAUAUUUGAAGGGGCCAAAACGACACGAUUUUGCGGAAUAAUAAAAUCAUUGACACUUGCACUUCAAUAUAUAUUUAGGUGAAUUGUAGAAAGUUCUUCAAUAGCUCGGGGUCCUUCAUGAAAUAACACCAACUUCUUAGCACUAGGGUACACUGUAAAUAAUAUUUAUAAGCGGCCUCUUAGAGGCUAAGCAGAGAUGGUUCUUGAAUGAACGCGCAGUUUUAGAUUUCUUUUCAGUUGUAGAAUAUGCGCGGUUAACUCCAGUUUAUUCUUCAAUAAGAUUUUGAAAAAUCAUAACUGUUUCGAUUUGUUUUAUUUUAAUGACAGACUUACAGAAGCAUUCUGUGUCAAUUACGAAAAUUAAUAACAAUCGUAUUGUGGUUGCUAUCAAAUGGAAAUUAUUUAAUUUAUCUAUUUUACCAAACUUUUCGCUCGUAAAUCCCAGUGAUAUAAUAAAAUAUCUUAAAGAGCAGCUAUCCAUGAUAAAUCAAAUAUUGUAAGUUUUAUACAUAAUACUGAAGAAUUUAAGUUGAUUUAAAGUUUCGUAAAAAUCAUUCAAGUUGAAUAUAAUCAGUAUUCCCGAUCCCAGUAUCAAUUGUAAUGUAAUAUAUAAAUAAAUUACGUAUAAUUUUCUACAUUUCAGUCCAUUUCUUAUACUAUGUACAUAUUAUAUAUUAUGCGAUUCAUAUAAAUCAAUUUUAUAUAUAAAAUCUAAAACUGCGUCGCGUAUGUGAUUUGAGAGAGUUUUAAACGAAACGUAAAUGAAAGAAUAAUAUUAAUAAAAAUAAAUAAAUUUUAAGUAAAUAUAAAUUUAUUCACACAUAUUUCUAAAAAUUGCACUAGAAAAGUAAAUUAUUAUAUAUAUUAUUAUUCUGAAUAGAUUACAUUGUCUACUGCCGAUGACUUUGACACUGUUUCGUGGUAAAAUCUAAUAAAAUGCGAAAUAGCCAUUAAAAAAUAUAUAUUGUACCACAAAAAUAUAAAAUACCUAAGAAAAA
Messenger RNA from Spodoptera litura, 4713 nucleotides. RefSeq lists its product as uncharacterized. NCBI's taxonomy places the organism in Eukaryota, Metazoa, Arthropoda, Insecta, Lepidoptera, Noctuidae. Gene Ontology annotation, cellular component: nucleus. The record is from RefSeq and is a predicted model, not a curated record.